GUUAUGGGCCCAGGGCGAAGAUACUUUUUAACGGAGACGAGAGAAAAUAUGAGCUAUGGGAGACGAAAUUUAUGGGAUAUCUCCACAUUUUAAAAUUGAAAGAAACGGUAGAGAGUGCUGAACCAAAUGAAGCGAAAAACGCAGAUGUUUAUGCGGAACUAAUCCAAGUUUUAGACGACCGAUCGUUGUCAUUGGUGAUGAGAGAUGCAAAGGACGAUGGUAAAAAGGCCAUAAGCAUACUCCGAGAGCAUUAUAUGUCAAGUGGAAAGCCAAAAAUCAUCGCACUAUACACCAAGUUGACUACACUUAACAAAGGCGAAGCCGAGAGUGUAACCGAUUACAUGUUGCGGGCCGAGGCGGCUACAGCGGCAUUAAAGAAUGCCGGUGAAGAA
Messenger RNA from Paramuricea clavata, 392 nucleotides. Lineage: Eukaryota; Metazoa; Cnidaria; Anthozoa; Malacalcyonacea; Plexauridae. The record is from the annotation of a GenBank genome assembly.